Messenger RNA from Cooperia oncophora, 369 nucleotides. NCBI's taxonomy places the organism in Eukaryota, Metazoa, Nematoda, Chromadorea, Rhabditida, Trichostrongylidae. The record is from the annotation of a GenBank genome assembly.
AUGAUAUUCAAAAACAUUUUUCAGCUAAUUCAACUGCCCAGCGACCCGUCACCACCAGGUGGUCCACGAAAGGAAGCCGACCCACCUGAGGACGCUUAUAUUUGCGAUAGCUGUGAGUUUGUGACCAUCUACAAGGGUAAUAUGAAAAGGCACCUCAACACUUGUCAUCCAGCGCCCGACUGUAAGGAUCUGAAAGAGUGGGACCGGAAGCUGGAAAGUAUGCGAGCGUCAGUAAUGGGCAUGAGCCGUGUGGAGAUGAUUGACCGACUCAAUGCUCAUCGAAUGAAUUCGACACGUGGACGAAAACCAAGGGGAAAGAAACAUGACGAUAGUGCUCAGGUAGGCGCUGUGCUCUGGAGAGGGUCAUGA